Messenger RNA from Colias croceus (clouded yellow), 3606 nucleotides. Its product is annotated as muscle M-line assembly protein unc-89-like. Gene Ontology annotation, molecular function: potassium ion leak channel activity. The record is from RefSeq and is a predicted model, not a curated record. Bases 289 to 3465 code for a protein of 1058 amino acids. The transcript is spliced from 5 exons. Lineage: Eukaryota; Metazoa; Arthropoda; Insecta; Lepidoptera; Pieridae. Gene Ontology annotation, cellular component: membrane. Gene Ontology annotation, biological process: stabilization of membrane potential; potassium ion transmembrane transport.
UUGGCGCACUUUAGCCCGGUGCUCUUGCGCACUGAACGUUAUCGGCUUCGAAAAUUUUACUUUUUAACUCAAAGUCAUUUAUAUAAGAGAAUUAUUCUUCACAUUGAAACGUUACACUUCACAAUAUUGUUACAUAAAUUACCCCCGGGCGCGUUGUUAUUGUGAACGUUUCUAGCGACUGCAGUAUUAAAAUAGAAUCUUUUAUUAGACUGUUUUGACCCCGAUUGUGAUUUAGCAGUUUCUGGAUGCGACUGUACAAAAUGGAGCUGUCGCACGCAUUUUGUGGUUAUGAAUGAAAAAGAAGAGAAUCCGCAAGUUACCAUCUCAUUGACGGUACCAUCCAUAAAAACUGAAUCAGGAACACAAACAAUUACUGGUGCAAAAGUAUCUACAAAACAAGAGGACGACGAAAUGGACGACACAGUUGAGAGACCGGCUAUGUCUAUACGAAAACGAAGAAAUAUUUCUAAAAACAGGGGUCAAAAUGCGAGGCAGCGAGAAAAAACACCAGAACCCAGUAGAGCAUCUAUUCCUCACGAAGAUACUCCGACUUCAGAUGAUGAGGAUUUUGGACCACAAAGAACAUCACGAGAAAUUGAAGCUGAUAAUACAUAUGAAGAAAUGAGACGUUUGGUACAAGAAAGGGCAAAUGAAAAAGACCCUGUGUAUGAUUUAGACACUGAUGAAAUUCUUGAAGCAAGAGCAAUGGAAGCUAAUGAAAGGAGAAGAAGGAGUAUAUCUCCAUUUGCUUUACCCGAUAAAGAAGAAGGCACUCAUUUAGAACGGAAAGGUAGUUUUAUAGAUCCUUCAAACAAAUUGUUGAGUACAAAUUAUAUUGUUAGCCCAAAAGACGAAGACUCAAAUCGCCGAGGCUCCCUAACAUUAGCAUCAACUGAGCCCCUAAUAUCUUCUAGAAAUUCUUUAUCACCACCAGGCACUGCUGGAAUUUCACCGAAAGAGAAAGAAUUCCCACAUUCAUUGCCUUCAACACCAAAAAAAUUAGAGGAAAUGGUUUACUCAGAUGAAAAAAAUGAAGAAAAACCAAUUGAUAAACAAAAACCACCAAAGCCAAAAAAUAAAGAAGAAGAGAAAGCUAAUAAAGAAAAAGAAGAAAAACAAACUAAGAAACCUUCGCCCGUUAAAGUAUCUGACGUUCCGACACCUACUUCUGGUGAGAUAGUAACCAGGGUUAUACAAGUAGAAAGAACUCCGAGUAAAAAGUUGAGUCAAGAUCAAAAACCAGUUGUAGAAGUUCGAGAACGAGUUUGUAGAACGCCGAGUAAAAAAUUGCCAUCAGAAGCUAAACCAAUACUAAAUAAACAAAUACAGAGCAAACAACCAGAGCCCCAGAGUAAGGUUCCUCCAGUAAAGCCAGCUAGAAGUAAAUCAGCAUCACGAUUUGCGAGUAAAACAAGUGAGAGUGAAAUGAGUGAAGAUCAAAUGUAUCAACAGAAUGUGAAUGGAAGUAGUACCAAGCGUAAGGUGGUUCCAACACCACGCCGUUUCAUAAAAAACAAGUCUCCUAGAGCGAAUCGUUCACACUCAGUUAAUAGAGUUGAAGAUGUAUCAGUCGACAAAACUGGUACAGGAAUGAGUCAGACUAGUCUAGAAAUAAUUGAACUAAUGCAAAAAGCUAGAGCUAGAAGCUUGUCAAUUCCUAAAGAAGACCCGAGAGUACCGCCCGAUUACAAAAAGUAUAGUAGAACUUUGCAAACUCCAAAUAAAACACCUGUUAAUUUGAGAGGCACACGAGGCAUAUCAUGCCCUAAAACGAUCCAGAUCAUAAGUGACCGUGAAAUUUUAUCAGGCUUGACAAGCAAAAAAGUGGAGGUUGGACAUAAAAAGCACAGCAGACAAAGUUCGGGCUAUGUUGAUGCUAGCCAGUCUGAAUAUACAUCUAGUUGCUAUUCGUCUUCACCAAGUGAAAACGAAUAUGAGUUUGAUCUUUUAGAAAGGUCCGCUGAAUUAACUCGCAAGCUUAACCUCUUAAGCCAAAGAGAAGAUAAAUUUGAUGCAAAGGCGAAUAUAAUUUUGAAUCAGAGUACUUUUGACGACAAUUAUAAAGAGCCCAAAUCUGUUUUAAGAAAGCGUUCUAUUGUAGACGCCAAAAAAGAUUCAAAUAUAGCAUCUAAAAACGAAGAAGCUAAAAAAUCUUCUAAACUAACGAAAGACGAUAGAAACGUAAAACCUAAAUUAUCGAGAUUUAAAUUUAUAGCUAAUUGGCAACAGUUCAAAUAUGAGUAUCGCAACGAUUGGGAGAAAUUAAAAAUACUAAGAAACAAGUGUAUAUGUGAUAUGUUAAUAUUGAUUAUUAUGUGUGGUUCAGGAGGUAUGAUGUUCAAGUCUUUGGAAGGUUCAUUUGAAAAUGCUUACAAAUGCAGUACUAGGAAUGUAAAACGUGAUUUUAUUGAGAGUCUAUGGCGUGGAAGUCAUUAUCUUAGAGAAGAUGAUUGGAAGUCAAUGGCUAGGAAGAAACUCUUUGAAUUUGAAGAUCAAUUGCAUACUGCACAUGAAGCAGGGGUGACGUCUUAUAGUGGACAACGAUCUUGGAAUUUCAUGAACUCAUUCGUGUACUGUAUGACUUUAAUCACGACUAUUGGUUAUGGUCACAUAGCUCCAAAAACAACGUAUGGCCGAGUUGCAACUAUAGUCUAUGCUAUAAUUGGCAUACCGCUGUUUCUUAUAGUCUUGGCUGAUUUUGGAAAACUAUUUACAAGGAUCAUAAAGUUCUUUUGGGCUUAUAUACGCAGAUUCUAUUAUACGAGAAGCUGUAGGAGGGUCAGGAGAACGGGACCAGUGCAGGAAGUAAUGAAAGGACUGAAUAUAGUCUACGAUGUUGUGCGUCGGCCGUCGCAAAUAUUUUCUGAAGAGGAUAUAGAGACGCUGCCAGAUGGUGCUGCACCGCCGAAAGUAGAAAGAAAACAGAGUGAUGUUCCACCACCCUUACCUCCAAAACCUGGUCAACAAAAAUCGGAAAUCGAUGGAGACCCAGACACCCCUGCCCCAUCUGUAUUUGAAAUCGACGAUGAGUUCAACUUGCCAAUUUCAGUAGCAAUCUUCAUACUAGUAGUUUAUAUUAUUAUAGGAGCUGUAGGUUAUAGCAUUUGGGAGACUUGGAAUUUCUUUGAAUCAUUUUACUUUGUAUUCGUAUCAAUGUCGACGAUAGGUUUAGGAGAUUUAGUGCCAGAUCACCCAAUGUUCAUGAUGGCUUCCAUAAUGUAUCUAGUCUUCGGUUUAGCUUUGACUUCCAUGUGUAUUAACGUUGUUCAAGUGAAAUUAUCUGAUACGUUUAAGCAAGCGAGUGCCAAAUUGGGGGCAACUAUUGGACUUAAAGUUGCUGAAGAAGAUGGCAGCCUUGUACCUAUAACGCCUCCACCUAUAGAAAUAGCGCCUGUACAUAAAGGCAAAAGUGAGAUUACUGAAGCAAAAACGGUGGAUAGUACGGACGAUGCCAAAAACAGAUAAGCAUUUUAGGUACGUUAAAAAUAUAAUUGAAUCUAAUUUAGUUUUAAGUGAUAGUGCUGUAACAGAGUUAUUUAGAUUUUAUAAGCUAUACACUUUAUUUAUGACGAUUUUUCUGUGUGUAAAUAAACGUUUUACAAUUUU